GCGGGCGGAGCGGCGGCGCGGCCAUGGGGGCUCUCCCGGCGCUGCUGGGGGCCGCCUUGCUCUGGGCCGGCGCCGGGGCCCUCGUCAACCUCAAGUACUCGGUGGAGGAGGAGCAGCGGGCCGGCACGGUGAUCGCCAACGUCGCCAAGGACGCCCGGGACGCCGGGUUCGUGCUGGACCCCCGGCAGCCCGCCGCUUUCCGGGUGGUCUCCAACUCGGCCCCCCACUUGGUGGACAUCAGCCCCGGGUCCGGGCUGCUGGUGACCAAGCAGAAGAUCGACAGGGACCUGCUAUGCCGACAGAGCCCCAAGUGUGUCAUCUCGCUGGAGGUGAUGUCCAGCUCCAUGGAGAUCUGCGUGAUCAAGCUGGAGAUCAAGGACCUUAACGACAACGCGCCCAGCUUCCCCACGGACCAAAUCGAGCUGGAGAUCUCGGAGACGGCCAGCCCUGGCACCCGGGUGCCACUGGAGAGUGCCUAUGACCCGGACUCGGGCAGUUUUGGAGUGCAGAGCUAUGAGAUCACCCCCAAUGACCUCUUUGGGCUGGAGACCAAGACGCGGGGUGACGGGUCUCGUUUUGCUGAGCUGGUGGUGGAGAAGAGCCUGGACCGUGAGACCCAGUCCCACUACAGCUAUGUGAUCACGGCGCUGGAUGGUGGUGACCCGCCCAACUUUGGCACGGUGGAGCUCAGCAUCCGCGUCAUCGACUCCAACGACAACAACCCGCUCUUCGAGGAGCCAGCCUACACCGUCAGUGUGCCUGAAAAUGCCCCGCCGGGGACGCCAGUCAUCCGCCUCAACGCCUCCGACCCGGACGAGGGCACCAACGGCCAGGUGCUCUACUCUUUCCACAGCUACGUCUCUGAGCGGGCCCGGGAGCUCUUCCAGAUCGACCCCCAGAGCGGCCUCAUCACGGUGAGCGGUGCCAUCGACUACGAGGAGGGCCACGUCUAUGAGCUGGACGUGCAGGCCAAGGACCUGGGGCCUAACUCCAUCCCUGCCCACUGCAAAGUGACCAUCAGCGUCCAGGACGCCAACGACAACCCGCCCCUCAUCAACCUGCUGUCUGUCAACAGCGAGCUGGUGGAGGUGAGCGAGAACGCCCCGCCGGGCUACGUCAUCGCCCUGGUGCGCGUCUCGGACCGCGACUCGGGGGCCAACGGGCGCGUGCAGUGCAAGCUCCUGGGCAACGUGCCCUUCCGGCUGCAGGAGUACGAGAGCUUCUCCACCAUCCUGGUGGACGGGCGGCUGGACCGCGAGCAGAGGGACCAGUACAACCUCACCAUCCAGGCCAGGGAUAAUGGCAUCCCGUCCCUGCAGGCCACCAAGUCCUUCACCGUCAAGAUCACCGAUGAGAAUGACAACCAUCCCCACUUCUCCAAGCCCUAUUACCAAGUCAUCGUGCAGGAGAACAACACCCCGGGGGCCUACCUGCUCUCGGUAUCGGCCAGAGACCCCGACCUGGGCCUCAAUGGCAGCGUGUCCUACCAGAUCGUGCCCUCCCAAGUCAGGGACAUGCCUGUUUUCACCUAUGUCUCCAUCAACCCCAACUCUGGAGAUAUCUAUGCUUUGAGGUCCUUCAACCAUGAGCAGACCAAGGCCUUUGAGUUCAAGGUCUUGGCAAAAGAUGGGGGUAAUCCCUCUCUGCAGAGCAAUGCCACCGUCAGGGUGAUCGUCCUGGACGUCAAUGACAACACGCCCGUGAUCACGGCCCCGCCGCUGGUCAACGGGACGGCGGAGGUGUACAUCCCCAGGAACGCGGGGGUUGGCUACCUGGUCACCGUGGUCAAGGCAGAUGACUAUGAUGAGGGUGAAAAUGGCAGACUUUCCUACGAAAUGGUGGAAGGAGACAGAGGAUUUUUUGAGAUCGACCAGGUCAAUGGAGAGAUAAGGACCACCAGAGCCUUUGGGGAGAAUGCCAAAACAGCCUAUGAGCUCAUCGUGGUGGCUCACGACCAUGGGAAAACAUCUCUCUCGGCUUCUGCCUUGAUUUUGAUAUACCUGUCUCCAGCCCUGGAUGCCCAGGAGUCCAUAGGAUCUGUUAACCUCUCCUUGAUUUUCAUUAUUGCCCUGGGGUCUAUUGCAGCCAUUCUUUUUGUCACCAUGAUCUUUGUGGCAGUCAAGUGCAAAAGGGAUAACAAGGAAAUCAGGACCUACAACUGCAGGAUCGCGGAGUACUCCUACGGGCACCAGAAGAAAUCCAGCAAGAAGAAGAAGAUCAGCAAGAACGACAUCCGCCUGGUGCCGCGGGACGUGGAGGAGACGGACAAAAUGAACGUGGUCAGCUGCUCCUCCCUCACCUCCUCCCUCAACUACUUCGACUACCACCAGCAGACGCUGCCGCUGGGCUGCCGCCGCUCCGAGAGCACCUUCCUCAACGUGGAGAGCCAGAACAGCAGGAACGCGGGCUCCAACCACAUCUACCACCACACCUUCACGGGGCAGAGCCCGCAGCAGCCCGACCUCAUCAUCAAUGGCAUGCCGCUGCCCGAGACUGAGAACUACUCCUUUGAUUCCAACUACGUGAACAGCAGAGCUCAUUUAAUAAAAAGCAGCUCCACGUUCAAGGACUUGGAGGGGAACAGCCUGAAGGACAGCGGGCACGAGGAGAGUGACCAGACGGACAGCGAGCACGACGUGCAGCGCGGGCUCUACUGCGACACGGCCGUCAACGACGUGCUCAACACCAGCGUGCCCUCCAUGGGCUCCCAGGGCCCCGAGCAAGAGCAGAGCGAGGGCUUCCACUGCCGGGAGGAGUGCCGCAUCCUGGGCCACUCGGACAGGUGCUGGAUGCCGCGCGGCGCCGUGCCCAGCCGCGCCAAGUCCCCCGAGCACGGCAGGAACGUCAUCGCGCUGUCCAUCGAGGCCACGGCCGUGGACGCGGAGCCUUACGCGGACUGCGGCGCCAAAAGGACCUUCGCCACCUUCGGCAAGGAGGGCGGCGAGCCCCCGGCCGAGGAGCGCCUCGCCAACCCCAAAGGCAAAAGAACGGUGGACUCGGCCGCCUGCUGCAGCCCCAAGGUGAGCGGCGCCGUGCGCGAGGCCGGCAACGGCUGCGAGGCCGUCAGCCCCGUCACCUCGCCCCUGCACCUGAAGAGCCCCUUGUCCGGCAAGCCGGCGGCGCCCUACGGGGCCGGGCACUGCGCCGGCGGCCGGGAGCCCUUUGGGAACAGUGGCCCUUCCCGGCCCAGCGAGGCCGAGCCCCGGGGCGCGGACAGCGAGAGCAGCGGGCAGGAGGGCAACCCGCUCCUGCAGGCCAGCCGGGAAAAGGACUCGCCCGGCGCCCGGAGACUAAAGGACAUCGUCCUCUGAGCAGCACGAGGAUGAGGGUGAGGCUAAAGGACAUCGUCCUCUGAGCAGCGCUCGGCCACAGGAGGAUGAGGAUGAGGCUAAAGGACAUCGUCCUCUGAGCAGCGCUCGGCCACAGGAGGAUGAGGAUGAGGAUGAGGGACCGCACGACUCCCAGCGCAGAUUGUUUUUAUCGCUUACCAAUGGUUCACAGAUUGCUGUAUUUAAAAGCUUUCCCUAAAUGUAUUGUUUAUAAAUGGAGCUAUCGUUGAUGUGACAAUCCCACGUGUCUCGAGGGCGGCAGGGGUGUGCAGCCCGAGCGAGGAGCCGUGUGCGGCUUUGGCCGGGAGGCGGCGGGUGGCGGGGGCACAGGCCAGACCCCCCCCAGUCCUCAGGAGCGCUCGGUACCCCCUCCUCGGAGUUUAUAUAUUUUUGUAUCUCAAAACGAAGAUAAAUUUCCAUUCCCGGAGAGAAUUGAGUGGCCAAUUCCGUAUUCGGACAUCUUUAGUAACCACCCCGGCGGUUUUGUAGUCUGGAUGGAGUAGCGGCUGUUUCUUGUGUGGGACUGUUCAAAGUGACAGUCGGGUGAGUUUCAGUUCAAAUUCACCCAGCACGAGGUUGUUUGUCUUUUAAGGUGUUGGUGUUUUGCUAUGGACACCCCUGCAUUUGCGAAUCCUUUUGCUGUCACAUACUUAUCUGUACUAUUAUUGUAUUUGAUAUUGCAAAUUACUGUAUGUCUAGUGAUGGCAAAAGGCUUUCAGGCUUAAAACAAAAGGAAUAAAAAAAUAUAAAUCACAAUCAUCUUAGUUAAACCUUGGGGAAGCUGCAGUUUGCAGCCCCGGUGGAGCAAGCGCUUCUUCCAGCCCCCACCAUUGCCUGCAGCCUCCCCUGGCCCCUGCAGGAAAAUGUCAGGGCAUUGUGGGAAGCCGUUUUUGGGAAAAUCCUGCCUGGAUUGCAAUUGUCGGAUGCACUGUGCUGAACUUUUCCCCUUACCCGUUUCUUUUGCAUAAUUUCAAGGCAAUGCAUGGAAAGGUUUUUUUUCCAGAAGUUGGCUAUUUUGGUUUUUUUCCAGUUCCCAGAUUUAGAUAUCCCUCGCCUCCAGUCAUUUCCAAGUCAAAGAGAUGGAAUUAUUUUAAGAGAUCUAAAUUACCUUCUCAAUUAGACACACACACUUCCCAGUCAGCGUUUCCCAGCCAUGAUUACACCACGAGGGUGUGUGUAAGUAUGACAUCAUGGCAUGGAUUUUAGACCCUUCUGAUUUCUUUCUAUCCCUGCAUCAUAAAUAAGUAUGGAAUGAGCAAUAGUGAUGUUAAUUUAGGGGCAGACAGGUGAUACGUAACAACGCUACUAAUUCAAUUAAUGUGCCUUCUUAAUGGAGAAAAAAUUAAAGCAAUUCUUUAUUUUUUCUCAUAAUUAAGGACUUUUUUGUGUGGGUACAAAUCUACUCAUGUAAAAUUGAUUUGAAAAUUGAGCUACUUUAAUAGCCAUUUUGUAGAAGGGAGAGAGGGAAGGGAUUCCACAGCUCUCUGCUCUCUUGCAGUGAUGAUUCCUCAGUGAGGUAUGAGUAAGGUAGGAGGAUUUCAGUUAGUGUAUUAUUAUUAUUAUUAUUAUUGCUAUUAUUAUUAACCCUUCACUGAACAGAUUUUUCCUACCCUCAGUAAUGUUUCCUAGAAUUUAAAAUCGAUUCUGGAAGGAAAAAUAUAUAGCUCUUGCCAAUGUUUGCUGUACCAGCAAGUUGAAAUUAGUGGUUUCUAGAGAAAGAGUCUUUCUAGGUCUACAUAUCAUGAUAAAGUAUUUGUUACUUGAUUUAUUUAAAUGAAAACCAACAAGAAAACAAGUUCCAGUUGUUAUCAUCCUCAAAAUAAAAUUAAACUCCAGCCAUUUAUUUCUUCAGGGCAGAUUGAUCUUGCCUGAAGCCACAGCUGGUCUGAGACAGGUCCAGAGUCAGCCUGUUCCCCCUGCCACUUGCUAGGGCCAGGAAUUGGGAAAGAAUCAACAAAAACCAGUUGUCUAAUGAAAUUUGUGAUGCUUCCCUCACUGGUGUGAUGACUACCUCAUUCAGCUCCCAUCCCACGUGCUAACAUGAUGUCCUGCACCCCUCCAGAAAGCAAACUGGGGUUUUUUUCCCCUCUUCUGGAUUCUGAGCCCAUUUUUCAGGGAUAUGUUGUUUCUGUUCCCGCUGUGUUUCCUGCCUGUGUACUGUUACUGCUGUCAUUUAUUUCUGGUUUUUUUCCCCAGAUGUGUGUUUUAUUAUAACACGAGCAAAGAGGAGAGGGGCUGGCUCGGGGCUGUUGGAGUAACUGGGUGUUCUGCAACUGUUCAGCUGAGUUUACUCUGAUGUUACCUGGUUUUGUCAGCUCUGGGAGGUUUUUUUUGGAGGGGGGAAACUUCUCCCGUGUGUUUGCUGAGAGACAGAACCUGCCUUGCCCCUCUGUCGGGUGCUCUUGGCUUCACAGGGCAAUGGUUCCAUGUGGCUCCAUCAUCGCCCACACCUCUGCCAGGAGGGGACCCAGCUUCCCCAUGGCCCCGGGUGGGCAAUGGGGUCCCCCAGGUGCCACCACCAUGCCCAGGUGCCUGGAAAAGCACCAGCCUUAAUUCCUGCCUGCCUCCUGCCUGCGGAGCUGCCACCACCAGCCUUGUGUUUCGGGUGAAAAAUAGAUGCUAACUGAAAAGGAAGAGAGGAAAAAAAAAAAAAAAGAAGAAAAAAGAAAAAAAUAGAAGCAUUUCUCUAAUUUACCCAGAGGAAACGUUCCUUGCCACUCUGAAUAAAAGCACAGCCGAGAAAGAAUGUGAAAUAAUUCUGUAUUAAAAGGGGGCAUUAAAGAGGUCAGUAAACCCUUAUGCCUCCAAGAAAACCAUUUAAGCACCAGUUUUGUGGGCUGACCCAGGCUGCAGUGGGGGAUGUGAGCGAGGGGCCCUUCCCUGGUGUGGCCUUGCUGUGCAGGGCCAAGGGGAGACCCAGAGAGCUGCCCUGGCCUCGCUGCCUUGGCCCUCUCCAGAAUAUUUUGGUGCUCCUGUCACUGUCCCUCUGUGUCACUCGAGAUGAGUUCAGGCUCCUGGGCAAAUUGCAGUCCCUUGGUUCUUUUCCUACUUGCAUCAAAACUGGCCGUGCAAAAAAUGUUUUGAGCUGCGGGGCGGGCAGGAAGGCUUUUUGGAAGGGUUCCAGAUGUAAUUAUUGUGCUUUUUAAUAACUCAAACCUGUCCUCAGAUUUGGUUUAGGAAAAGUCGCUGGGAUCUGUUGGUUCCCUUCAGGCAGACUUGCUCUGCUCCCUGUUAGUCCAGGAGAGCAGCAAGCACCGACGAUUCUCCCCCGAGCAUGACGAGGACCCAUCUGGAGCAGCGCUGGGGCUGGGGCCAGGGCUGAGCUCUUCCUUCCCCUGGGAGCCCCUGGCCUUUCCUCGGGGCUGCAGGGCUGGCCUGGGAGGGAUGGUGGAGGGCUGGGGGCAAACUGAUGGCUGGAAACAUCCCCCCCCAAAGCACUGUCUGCUGAGGUUGUUGCUGUUCCCUGUUUGUUGUGAGCUGGAGGUGGCCUGUGGAUCACACUUUGUGCAAAAGUGAAUUCCUUUCUUUUUUAAUUUUUAUUUUUCCAAACAGGAAACGAGUUGCUUUUGUGAAGAACACACUGUCUGAUGAAUAUGUUGAAAUUAUUCUUGGAGGGGGUGGGGCGGGGUGGGAGGGAGAGAAAAAAAAAAACCAAUCUAAUUUUGAAUGGAAACACAUUUGUCUGUCAUUGGGGAAAACUGAUGGUCCUGUUGCUACAGCUGCUUUUGCAGCUCUGGGUAAUCUCUGAUCCAACCUGUGAGCUGUGGAACCGCCGGGGAGAAUCCCCACUGCCAGCUCUGCUGGGGCUGAGACGGAGCCUCCGCUGGUGUCGGCUGAUGUUCAGCUGGCCUGAGCUGGGGCAGGGUCUCAGACACCCCUGGGCUGGGGUCUCAGACACCCCUCCCUCACAAACUGGCUCUGUUCAGCUGAUCUGAGCUGGGGGAGAGGCUCCAGACACCCCUUCCUCACUCCAGACACCCUUCCCUCCCAAACCGGCUCUGUUCAGCUGAUCUGAGCUGGGGUGGGGUCUCAGACACCCCUGGGCUGGGGUCCCAGACCCCCUCCCUCACCCACUGGCUCUGUUCAGUUGAUCUGAGCUGGGGUGGGGUCCCAGACACCCCUGGGCUGGGGUCCCAGACCCCCUCCCUCACCCACUGGCUCUGUUCAGCUGUUCUGAGCUGGGCUGGGGUCCCAGACACCCCUGGGCUGGGGUCCCGGACCCCCUCCCUCAGCAGUGGCCCCAGCAGCAGCAGCACCACCCUGGUGGCCGUGGCACUGAGCGCGGUACGUUCUCGUCAUGGUGUCUCCGUUGCCGAGUAUAUGAAGAAUAAAUUGUUGUAUAUGCUGAUAUGUAUGUUAUGUACAUUUUCACAGUGAUUGAAUCAUUGUAAACAACAAAAUGGAAAAAGGAAAAAAAAAAAAAAAGAAGAAUCACCAUUCUGUCUAUUUUAUGAAGAUGAUAAAGCAGCUUUAUUAAAUUAUUAUGAUUCUGUUUCCAAAUGGUGUACCUGCCACAUUGGGAUUUUUUCAUCUGAUGAGAACUUUGUUUUCCACCUAAAUGUGAUUUUCUUUUCUCUGCUUUGAGCAUCUAAUGCAUUUUAGUAUUAAAGCAAUUAUUGAAUAAAAUGGAAAGUAAGUGUUUG
Messenger RNA from Zonotrichia leucophrys gambelii, 7972 nucleotides. RefSeq names its product protocadherin 19 (gene PCDH19). The coding region runs from base 24 to 3311 and encodes 1095 amino acids. The transcript is spliced from 5 exons. Gene Ontology annotation, cellular component: plasma membrane. Gene Ontology annotation, biological process: homophilic cell-cell adhesion. Lineage: Eukaryota; Metazoa; Chordata; Aves; Passeriformes; Passerellidae. Gene Ontology annotation, molecular function: calcium ion binding. The record is from RefSeq and is a predicted model, not a curated record.